CGGGCGCGCGCUCGAGGGCGCGACCCCGCCCCGGCCUCCGGACUCGUCCUUUGAAAGAGCCGACCCGGUGGGCUUCUUCGGCGCGUGCGCAUCGCCUAAACAAAGAUCAGCGGCGAAGCAUGCGCAGUCGCGAUAAAGGCGCUUUAAAAUUUUUUUUCCAAGGCCCAGGCUUUGCGCAUGCGUCUUAUUGCUUGCUGAAGCCUCUCCUCUGGGCCCAGCACCUCUUCCUACACAUGCGCAGAAGGCUCAAUGACAGUCGCGUGUCGGCUAAGGCUCUGGGAAAGGGGGCUGGCCAUGCUGCCUGUGACCUGGUGGGGGGCCAAGGGCCGAGUCUGGUCCCUGGUGCCUGCUCUCCACGGGACUCCCCGGGCUCUGUCGUCCCUGGCGAACAGGAUGGGGGUGUACCGAAAGAUGUGGAACCCCACGGAGCCCCGAGACUGGGCCCAGCAGUACCGCGAGCGCUUCAUUCCCUUCUCCAAGGAGCAGCUGCUCCGCCUCCUGAUCCAGGAGUUCCACUCCAGCCCAGCAGAGAGAACAGCUUUGGAGGCAUUCUCAGCCCACGUGGACUUCUGUACCCUGUUUCACUACCAUCGGCUCCUGGCCAGGCUGCAGGCCUUGUAUGACCCUAUCAACCCUGACAGGGAGACCCUGGACCAGCCGUCCCUUACUGACCCCCAGCGUCUGUCCAGCGAGAAGGACGUGCUCCAGGCUCUGAAGCCCCUGCUGGCCCAGGCCAACUUCUCCGCACUCUCUGAAGAUGCCCUGGCCUACGCGCUCGUCGUCCAUCACCCUCAGGACGAGGUCCAGGUGACAAUAAAUUUGGAUCAGUAUAUCUACAUGCAGUUCUGGGCCCUGGGCCAGAGAGUGGGGCAGAUGCCACACAUGUCCAGUGUGGGCUCCAAGCGUGGCUUCUUCAGAAGGUUGCCUCCUGCGGAGAGGAGAUACUUCAAGCGCGUGGUGUUGGCCGCCCGGACGAAACGGGGGCACCUGGUUCUGAAGAGCUUUAAGGACACCCCGCUGGAGGGCUUAGAGCAGCUGCUCCCCGAGCUGAAGGUGCGCACGCCCAUGAUGCGGCGCGCCCUGAUCAACCUGAUGUUGGUGGUCUCGGGAGUCGUGUUCUUCGUCAAUGUGGGCAUGGUGGUACUGUCUGACCUCAAGAUGGCCACCUCCCUGCUGCUGCUGCUCUUUGCCAUCUUCAUGGGCCUCAAGGCCUCCAAGGUGUUUGGGCAGCAGAGAAGUGCCCAGGCGCUGGAGCUGGCACACAUGCUGUACUACCGCAGCACAUCCAACAACUCCGAGCUGCUCAGCGCCCUGGCACUGCGCGCGCAGGAGGAGCACAUCAAGGAGGCCCUGCUGGCUCACAGCUUCCUAGGCCGCCGGCCAGGGGGCGCCCAAGGCCCACCUGAAGUCGGGAGAGCCAGCCGGUGCCCACUGCCUGGGAAGUCGGGAAAGCCAGCCGGUGCCCACUGCCUGGGAAGUCGGGAGAGCCAGCCGGUGCCCCCUGCCUGGGAAAUCGGGAGAGCCAGCCGGUGCCCACUGCCUGAGGAGAGGGCGUGUUCUAUUGGCUGUAGCGGUGGCCUGUGUUGGUGUGGGAAGAGUUAG
Messenger RNA from Peromyscus maniculatus bairdii (prairie deer mouse), 1602 nucleotides. NCBI's taxonomy places the organism in Eukaryota, Metazoa, Chordata, Mammalia, Rodentia, Cricetidae. The record is from RefSeq and is a predicted model, not a curated record.